Molecule: messenger RNA, 3888 nt
Organism: Cynara cardunculus var. scolymus (artichoke)
Lineage: Eukaryota; Viridiplantae; Streptophyta; Magnoliopsida; Asterales; Asteraceae
Product: PH, RCC1 and FYVE domains-containing protein 1-like
Exons: 10
Coding region: 330-3626 (1098 amino acids)
Molecular function (GO): metal ion binding
Source: RefSeq, a predicted model, not a curated record
ACCCGCCGGAGCCACCGAUUUCUCGCCGGUAAUUCCCUCUGAACAUCUUUCCUUUCUUCAUCGCUUGCUAGAUGAUAGCCGGCGUGAGCAUCUCAAAUUUCCCCUAUUUCUUGUAAACGGCGGCUGAAAACUUAGAAGAGAACUCAAAUGCUUCGAGCUUUAGCUGAUCAUCCCGGCGGUUUCUAGAUCUGAGGGGGGCAGUUGAUGUGAAGCGAAACGUUGAUGGUAGUGGACGGACGAGAGUGUGUGAUUUCGAUUGAUAAUGACCGGAGAUUACAGCUGUGUCUGGUGGCGGUGCUGGUGGUGGUCCGGUGAAUCCGUCACAUGGAAUGGCAGAUCUUGUUAGCUACGGGAACGCCGAUCGUGACAUUGAGCAGGCAUUAAUUGCUCUGAAGAAGGGUGCUCAGUUACUUAAAUAUGGUCGCAAGGGGAAGCCCAAAUUUUGUCCGUUUAGACUUUCCCAUGAUGAAUCGUCUUUAAUUUGGAUUUCCGGCAGUGGUGAAAGGAGCUUGAAAUUAGCCUCAGUCUCUAGAAUUAUUCCUGGACAAAGAACUGCUGUCUUCCGACGUUAUCUGCGUCCUGAAAAGGACUAUCUUUCAUUCUCUCUUAUAUACAACAACGGCAAACGAUCUCUUGAUUUGAUCUGCAAAGAUAAAGUUGAGGCUGAAGUGUGGAUAGCGGGCCUCAAAGCACUCAUUUCAUCUUGGCAAGGAGGGCGUUCGAAAAUUGAUGGAUGGAGUGACGGAGGCCUUUACCUUGACGAUAAUAAAGAUUUAGCAUCAAACAGUGCAAGCGACAGUUCAGUUAGUGCUCCUCGAGAUUUUAGUUCCCCAGACGUUUCUGUUAGUUCAAAUCCAACUACUUCUCCCAAGAGUUAUCCUCCAGGGAGUUCCAUUAAUUUUGAGAGGUCGCAUGCAGUUUUGGACCAAACAAAUAUGCAACUUAAAGGCUCUGGUUCUGAUGCUUUUAGGGUCAGUGUUUCAAGUGCUCCUAGUACCUCUAGUCACGGAUCUGGCCCUGAUGACUGUGAUGCUUUAGGGGAUGUGUAUAUAUGGGGCGAGGUAAUCUGCGACAACAUUGUCAAGCUAGGUCCAGACAGAAGUGUGAAUCCUUCGAGUACAAGAGCAGAUGUGCUUCUGCCCAGACCUUUAGAAUCCAAUGUGGUUUUGGAUGUUAAUCAUAUAGCCUGUGGAGUGAGGCAUGCUGCCCUCAUAACUAGGCAAGGUGAACUCUUUACAUGGGGUGAGGAAUCUGGAGGAAGGCUCGGCCACGGUGUUGGAAAAGAUGUUACUCAGCCUUGUUUAGUUGAAUCUUUGGCUGUUUCCAAUGUUGAUUUGGUUGCGUGUGGUGAAUUCCACACUUGUGCUGUUACAUCGCUUGGCGAGAUGUAUACAUGGGGUGAUGGCACACAUAAUGUUGGACUUCUUGGGCAUGGUACAGAUGUCAGUCAUUGGAUACCUAAAAGAAUUGCUGGUCCACUUGAAGGACUUCAUGUUGCUUCAGUAACCUGUGGUCCAUGGCAUACUGCCUUGAUAACGUCAACCGGACAACUUUUUACCUUCGGCGACGGUACAUUUGGUGUUUUAGGUCAUGGCGAUAGGGAAAAUGCCUCGUAUCCUAGGGAGGUAGAAUCACUUUCGGGGUUGAGGACAAUCGCCGUUGCUUGUGGAGUAUGGCAUACGGCUGCUGUAGUGGAUGUUAUCGUAACACAGUCUAGUUCAAGUGUUUCUUCUGGAAAACUAUUUACUUGGGGUGAUGGAGAUAAAAACCGUCUUGGCCAUGGUGACAAAGAACCUCGGCUUAAACCCACAUGUGUGCCAGCGCUCAUUGAUUACAAUUUUCACAAAGUGGCAUGUGGGCAUAGUCUAACUGUAGGUUUGACCACAUCAGGACAUGUUUACACAAUGGGAAGCACCGUUUAUGGUCAGCUUGGAAAUCCUCAAUGUGAUGGGAAGCUACCUUGCUCAGUAGAAGGUAAGCUGGUCGGUUCGUUGAUUGAAGAGAUCGCUUGUGGUGCAUAUCAUGUGGCCGUUUUGACCUCAAAGAACGAGGUAUAUACAUGGGGCAAGGGAGCUAAUGGGAGAUUAGGCCAUGGAGAUAUUGAAGACCGUAAAACACCAACUAUCGUUGAAGCUUUGAAAGAUAGACAUGUUAAGUAUAUUUCUUGUGGUUCAAACUACACAGCUGCCAUUUGUGUUCAUAAAUGGGUCUCUGGUGCCGAGCAAUCUCAAUGCUCAUCAUGUCGGCAGGCUUUUGGGUUCACAAGAAAGAGGCACAACUGUUAUAAUUGUGGACUUGUGCACUGCCAUUCAUGUAGUUCAAGGAAAGCACCAAGAGCAGCCUUGGCUCCUAAUCCUGGAAAACCAUAUCGUGUAUGUGAUUCCUGUUUUACGAAGUUAAGUAAAGUGGCCGAAACUGGGAUGAAUGGCAGACGAAAUGUUAAACCCCGACUAUCGGGUGAGAACAAGGAUAGGCUAGACAAGGCCGAGAUAAGAUUAGCGAAAUCCGGGGUGCCUUCCAAUCAAGAUCUGAUCAAGCUGUUAGAUAACAAAGCAGCUAAACAAGGGAAGAAAUCGGAUACAUUUCUUCUAGGCCGCUCGUCUCAAGCUCCAUCCUUGUUGCAGCUCAAAGAUGUUGUGUUGUAUACGGGUGGUGAUUUCCGCCGAACGAUUCCUAAACCGGUUCUUAUUCAAUCUGGUGUUAGUUCCAGGUCUGUGUCGCCAUUCUCGAGGAAACCCAGUCCUCCACGUUCAGCAACACCUGUUCCUACAACGUCAGGGCUUUCUUUUUCCAAAGGUGUCGCCGAUAGUUUGAAGAAAACAAACGAGCUCUUGAAUCUAGAAGUUGUUAAAUUGCGUGGGCAGGUUGACAGCAUGAGGCAUCAAUGUGACAGUCAAGAAUUAGAGCUUCAAAAAUCAAGAAAUAAAGCUCAGGAAGCUAUGAUGUUGGCUGCCGAAGAAUCUGCCAAAUGUAAAGCAGCUAAAGAUGUGAUAAAAUCUUUGACAGCACAGCUCAAGGAUAUGGCAGAGAGAUUGCCACCUGGAUCCUACGACUUCGAGAGCAUCAGAUCAGCAAAUGGCUUGGAACAGAAUGGAGUUCAUCACUUUUCUGAUGCAAAUGAAGCCGGUAAAUCGAUAUCAAAUGGAUUACUGGGUCCCACUGCAGAAACCGAGGAGCCUAUGGGGUAUAAUAGUCGUAGCCCGGAGUCCAUGAUCUCUAAUGGAAAUGGAGUAGGGGAGCAAAUGGGGGCCAACAAUUUUUUGCCAGAUGCAGUUGAAAGCACGGAUUCUGUUCCACCAAGAGAUGAGAUGAACAAUGGUUUUAAACCUAGGAGUCCAGUGUCUGCUGUCACUACUACAACUGCAACUACUAAUCAAGUUGAGGCCGAAUGGAUUGAACAAUAUGAGCCUGGUGUGUACAUAACCCUAGUGGCUCUCCGUGAUGGAACUAGAGAUCUCAAAAGAGUGCGCUUCAGCCGCAGGAGAUUUGGGGAGCACCAGGCGGAGACAUGGUGGUCGGAAAACCGUGAACAAGUUUAUGAAAGAUAUAACGUACGUGGAUCCAACAAGACAUCAUCAGUUUCUACUACAACUGCCUCCCGGAGGUCAGCCGAAUCCAAGUAUUAAAAUCAACACCACCCCAUCCCCCCGAUUUUUUUAGCUUUUAUCUAUAUAUUAUUUUUGUAAUUUACGUUCAGUUGGGGGGUUCCAAAAAUUGAAUUUAUUGAAUUAACUGCUCGCUCCUAAUGAACCAUAAUCGUUGCAUGAGUUACUAAAUGGUCGGUUAGGUUAUUUAAAAGACCCGUCUUUAUGAACUGGGUUCAGCUCCGUUCUUAAAGUGACCCAUUGGCAACGCCUAUAUAACAUUUGCUCUUUUUUGAGGAGGUUC